AACAUGUGACUAUUUCUUGGCACAAUUUCAGUAGAAAAUUGAUUUUUAAGCACUAUUGUAGCAAAUUAUCAGGAAUACGUGAAGCAGCCUUGACUCUUCAGUCAUCUUUGUCCACAAAAAGUCACUACUAUUUGCUAAUUGCUCUGUACAGCAGAAAUUAAUAUGUGCAAAACAUCAUAUGUACAAAUCUAAUAGGUAGAAUAUUUUUCCCACUAUAAAUAGACAGUCAUCAGUAUGACUAUACAAGGAAGGAGCCUGGGCACACACGCCUCCCCACCUCCCCCCAGCCACCACUAUCCCAACCAAACACCCCAAAAAAGAACACACAGUACUAGAAAAGGAUGAAGCAUUCUCGUGUAGCCACCAAAUUGUCUUCUUUUGCCAAAUCUGGACAGCAGUCUAUGAAAUACUCCUGCCAGUUCAUCUGUCAAACUAACCCACUCUUUAUUCAACUAACUUAUUUCACCUUGAUCUCAUUUGCUGGAUAUGAAGCUCUAAAGGUCCUUAAGUCUCAAGACAAGUCAAAUACAAUGAAAGAUUUGGACCUGUUAUUUACUUCUGUCUCUGCAUCAACUGUCUCAAGCAUGGCUACGGUUGAAAUGGAGGAUUUCUCAAGCACUCAACUCUGGAUUUUGGCAAUUUUAAUGCUGAUUGGUAGCGAGGUAUUCACUUCAAUACUUGGUCUGCACUUCAUGAGGGUUAAAUUCAAUACAGAAAAGCCAGCCAACAAAAGUGACCGCUCAUCUCAUGUUGAUAUUGAAUCUAUUAAUGCUGCAAACUUUGAUCCCAGCCCUAGCCAAGGCACAGAAGUUACGGUGCCAUCUUCCCAACUCUGCCUGGCAAACAAGGAACACGUCGACCCCAAGACUAUCAAAUUUUUAGGUACUGUAGUGAUGGCCUAUCUUCUAAUAACAAACUUAGGGAGCCUCCUACUUAUUUACAUCUACCUCAAACUAGUACCAGAUGCACAAGAAGUUCUGAAGAGAAAAGGGAUUGGGAACUUCCUAUUUUCUGUAUUUACAGCUAUAUCCUCAGUUGCAAAUUGUGGCUUCACUCCAGUAAAUGAGAACAUGGUUAUCUUCCAGAAAAACUCCAUUCUACUAUUGCUAAUUAUUCCUCAGAUACUAGCAGGAAACACAUUAUUUGCACCAUGCCUGAGAUACAUGGUGUGGACAUUCAAGAAGAUUACUGGGAAAGAAGAAUGCCAUUUCAUUCUUCAGCAUCCAAAGGCCAUUGGAUGCAGGCACCUUAUGAGUACAAGGAAGUGUGUUUAUUUAGUUGUAACUGUCGUGAGCUUUAUCAUUCUGCAAACCAUAUUGUUUUGCUCUUUGGAAUGGAGCUCAGAGGCUUUGCAGGAAAUGAGCAGCUAUGAAAAGAUAGUAGGCGCUCUCUUCCAAUCAACCAAUGCGAGGCAUGCUGGUGAAUCUGUUGUGGAUCUCUCAAGCGUCUCUUCAGCAAUCACAGUCUUAUACACCGUCAUGAUGUAUCUCCCGGGUUACACUUCAUUUUUACACAAUUAUGAAGAUCCGUAUUCUAAGGCUAGAGAGAGAGAUAACAGCAGAAGGCUAUUGAAGGAUUGGGUCUUCUCCCAGUUGUCUUACUUGGCUAUCUUUCUAAUGCUAAUUUGCAUUACUGAGCGGGAAGCAAUGACCACAGAUCCACUUAAUUUCAAUGUUUUCAGCAUAUUGUUUGAAAUUGUCAGUGCAUAUGGAAACGUGGGCUUCUCGGUUGGUUACAGUUGCAAGAGGUUACUGAAACACGACGUAUACUGCAAGGAUGCUUCAUAUGGAUUUGUUGGAAAAUGGAGUGACAAGGGAAAAUUAAUUCUGAUCGUUGUCAUGGUUUUCGGGAGGCUUAAGACGUUCAAUUUGAAGGGAGGAAGUGCAUGGAAGCUUAGAUAACAUCGAUAAUGUGCAGACCUAGGAUUUCCAAAUAUGUUAUAUAGCUUUGGGUGUACACAACAAAUCACUAACGAAAGAUUUGAGCCUAGUGUAGCAUAAAAAGAAGUUGAAGGGUGCUUGUUACUCCCUCCGAUCCAUAAAAUGUGUCGCCCAUUUUGUACUAAGUAAUAAUUUUGUACUAAGUGGGCGACACUUUGUAUGGAUCAGAGGGAGUAGCACUUAGUAUCAUCACUUUUCUUUCACAAAUAAGCCAUUACACCUUCUUCUGCUAGGCUGCUAGUAAGAACAUGAAUAAAAAGAUAACGAUACAGAGAAAA
Messenger RNA from Brachypodium distachyon (stiff brome), 2218 nucleotides. RefSeq names its product probable cation transporter HKT6. The record is from RefSeq and is a predicted model, not a curated record. Gene Ontology annotation, molecular function: monoatomic cation transmembrane transporter activity. The transcript is spliced from 3 exons. Gene Ontology annotation, cellular component: plasma membrane. NCBI's taxonomy places the organism in Eukaryota, Viridiplantae, Streptophyta, Magnoliopsida, Poales, Poaceae. Bases 342 to 1901 code for a protein of 519 amino acids. Gene Ontology annotation, biological process: transmembrane transport; monoatomic cation transport.